AUGGAUAUUCCAUUUUCAAUAUAUUUAGAUGUUGAACAGAUUAACGCAGUUAGCGAGACCGAUAAGUUAACAAUUUCGACUUAUCCUGUUAAUAUUACGUUGGACCAUACAAUUGGAGAUAUCAAACAACUGAUAUGGAAGAAUUCACAAGAUUAUUCCUUAAGGCCCAUAUUUUUGACUAUACAAUAUAAUGAAAGAGUAGUGAAAGAUCAUGAACGGUUAUGCGAUGUGUUGCAAAUGCCUGAAGCACCAGAUGCUCCAAUUCUUCAUGCAUUUAGGCUAAUAAUUGAUUAUAGACUUUUCAAUUCUCCGAGUAUACCAAGACGAGAUCCAGUAGAAGAAUUGUUUGAUAUAAUUAUUGAUUUUGAAGAGUUGGAAGGAAGGGAUCAUGAUUUCAAGAUAAGAGAAACAUUGGAUUGUACCAUUGGAGUUUUGAAGGAUUAUAUUGUAGAGGAGAAGGCAAAACGCGGAUCAACCUUCAAUAAGGAAUCUUUCAAAUUGAUUUCAAAAUCUAACAAUUUGGUGUGCUCAGACAAUGAACUGCGUUUGGGUAGGGUUCUACAAUUAGACGUCACACCAUUAAAACCUAUGUUAUUUAAAGUUCAAGCUAAUAAUAUAUCAAAUGGUGCGGUCAGCGGCCGUAGCAGGAGAUUUCAUAUCAAAAUAGAUUCCGUAAUUUCUGCAUUAGGUGAAGGUAAUAACCUCUUUGAAGUAAACUUCCGAACAACUAUGCAUGAGUUCAAGCAACAGAUAAUAGAGAGGAUGGAUUAUCAGUCCGUUAGAAGAACUUUUUUUGAUCAAGUUAAAUUGUAUUAUGCUGCUCAGCUAAUUGGAAAUACAACAGAAAUAAAUGAAAGUCCACUCUACGACGUAUUAUUGUUAAACGAUGAGGUCUUGAGCCAUAGUAAUGGAAUAAUUGCUAUGAAUCUUGAGGUCACAGAUAGUUUGAGUGGGAAUGGUGGAGUUUUGAGCCGAGACUUUUGGCAAGAUUUACGUUCUCACAAUAGAUUUGAGUUUUCACCAAACGGGACUAAUUAUUUAAGAAACUUCGCUGAAAACGACAAUAAUUCCCGUAAUAUCUCCCCCAUCGAACCAACAAGAAUUAUUUUAGAAGGAGGAGUAGAAUGGAAUUUAACUGGUGAAACUUUUGAAGUCAUUCAACAAAAUGUGAGGGACCAGAAUGUCCAUAAUCAACCUCGAAGAAGAGUUUUGGUAAAUCAAACGAACCUUGCUUCUGUUGAUUACGAGUUUGCGUUACAGGUUCCUGGUGAAAACAUAGAAAGGAAGGUUAUUUUAAACACAUCGCAGUGUAUUAUUGUUGACAACGGUUCACACCAACCUUAUGUAUUGUUGAACCCCGCGGGUGCCGCAAUGCUUAAUUCUGUCUUUAGGCUGACAAAUAAUGAGACGUUAAUACAGAAGGUUAACGUACUCAUGCACGAUGAUCAUCAAAAUACUUUGGGAAACGGGAAUCCAGACCCACAAGUAAAUAAUAUUGCAAAUGAAAAUGAUAACAAUAGAAUUCCUUUAGCAGAUAACCAAGGUGGUACAAUAAUCAACAUUGCCAUUGACUUGAUGAGAAAUAAUUUAAGAAGAUGGGUCAGCACCAUAAUGAGAACCCUUUUUCUCAUAUAUAUCUUGGGAAUUAAUGCCCUUUUCAUGGCUUUCUGGAAGGAACUAUUGGCUUAUGGAAUAGUAUUUGGAACUUUUUACAUACUGGUUUUUGCUGGAAAUGAUAUUGCCAAUUGGAUAGAGGAAAAGUUUCAUUUGAAUGCUAGUGACAACAGACGGAGAAGAAUUGAUGAAAUAUUACUUUUAAAGUUAACCAGGGUCUUACAUUUUACAGAUACAGUUACCACCAAUAUAUUUUCAAUUCUUAGAAAUGAAUUAAUUCGUACGGCUAUCGACAGAACUAGACCAUACGAAUAUGUGUUUCACAAUGAAUUUGGGCAAGAAAGCUUAUGGCACGAUAUUGUUGAAACGUUUAGCAAUUUGUGGAAAGACAGUCUCUUAAUGCUAUUGUUGCUGUUCCCGUCUUUUUCAAGCAAAAUAUACGAGGAGCUAGAAAAAUGGAGAUCGAGCGAAAUAGACGAUUUAGCCCUUAAGGUCAGAAUACUACGCGAGUUAACGGUGGAUGCCAUAGAUAACCGAGCACAAGGCUCAAAUAACCCAAAGUUUACCGAGGACUUUAUACAUCAGUAUACGGGCUACGUAUACAAUGAUUUGAUACAAGAUUCAUCUGAAUCGUACACAUCGACUGAGGACCGCUACCAAUCUUUACUCGAGUACUAUAUAAAAUUGCAUUACCUUCAUACCGACAUAGACAGAUUACUCGCGAAUCAUGGACCGGAUCCAGCAACCGCAGUUGAUCCCACACAUUUGCAAACUGAUGAAUAA
This is a messenger RNA of Debaryomyces hansenii CBS767, 2397 nucleotides long. It is a transcript of the gene FGR34, whose product is annotated as Fgr34p. The transcript has a single exon. The coding region runs from base 1 to 2397 and encodes 798 amino acids. The record is from RefSeq and is a predicted model, not a curated record. NCBI's taxonomy places the organism in Eukaryota, Fungi, Ascomycota, Pichiomycetes, Serinales, Debaryomycetaceae.